This is a messenger RNA of Ambispora gerdemannii, 1719 nucleotides long. The record is from the annotation of a GenBank genome assembly. NCBI's taxonomy places the organism in Eukaryota, Fungi, Glomeromycota, Glomeromycetes, Archaeosporales, Ambisporaceae.
AUGAAUCGUUUCUCUCGUCGGUUUGUAACUUUCAUCCCACAUGACUUGCUUAAAGAUAAAGUGACUUUAAAUUUAGUUCAAAAUAAUACCUUAUUUCUUCAUAAAAACGGGUAUAAGGCGUUUAAAAAUGUGUAUACGCGUUCACUUUGGACAAGUUUAAACGUUUAUGAUGGUGGUGGUAAUAAUGCCAAACGUGUUAGCUAUGUACGACACCAUCAAAUAAGAAACUUGAACCAAGAUACUAACGCUGCAGGUGUAUGGGAUCCGUUUCCAGAUCCAUUUCAACCGAUUGUUGAGAAAUCAGCUGAAACAGCAUUAGAUGAUGAUAACGAUCCAAAAGACAAAAAGUCAAAAGGAUCACAACAGCAUAAACAGAAGACUGGCGUUGCGUCAUUAAUGUCACCACGUGUUAUGGAUGCAGUAUUAACGACUGUAAUGGGUUUAGCAGCUGUGGGACUCGGUGGUGUAUUCUAUCAGACAUGGUAUGAAUGGAACGAAGUGCAUAAAGUUUUAGCGGCUUUCACAAAGAAAUCAUCAUUAUUGAAAUCGCGACUCGGCGAUAGUUAUUUCCCGGACGAUAAUAGAGAUCGAAUUAAUCGUGUUGUGGCUGGGCAAACUCGUUCGAAAUAUUAUUUACUGGUCGGUGAAAAAGGAACCGGGAAAACGCAAUUGGUUUUGAAUGCAAUGGAUAAAAUUGGACAUUAUGGUGUGGUAUUUUGUGAAGCACAUUCUGAUAGUGAGGUCUUUAAGGCGAGGCUUGGGAAAGCGUUGAAUUAUACUUAUCGAGAAGAUUAUGUUGGAGGCUUAUUUGCAAGAGAGGCCCCAGAAAGAGGAUCCGCACUGCUUGACGUCGAAAGAGCUCUUAAUAUGGUGGAAAUUGUCGCGCAUGAUUAUUUGAAAAGAAAAGGGAGACCUUUAGUGUUGAUUAUUAAUAAUAUUCAUUCAUUUAAAGAUGACGAAGAUGGCAACGACUUAUUAGAGAUACUUCAACAGCGUGCAGAAUCUUGGGCUGCUUCAAGGAUUGCGACGGUGAUCUUCAACACGGAUGAUUAUGCGGUCUAUGAGCGAAUGAAAAGAGAUGCUUCUCGAAUGGAAGUUAUAAGAGUAACCGACCUUAAUACUGAAAUGGCAGUAAAAUAUCUAAAAAGUCGGCGCAAAAAAAACAACCAUCAUGAACCUGAAGAGGUGCUUAGGAGAUUUGUUAAGGAGCGCGUUGGAGGACGCCUUUCAUUCUUAAAUCGAUUAGCGAGGGCAACGGAUCUUGAGCAUGCGGUGCAAGUUAUGGAAGACGAAGAAUACACAUGGAUUGUCAACACAAUUGGUCUGAUACCCGAUUUCGAAGAAUCAGAAUUCGACGAACAAAAAUAUGCAGCAGCCGCAUGGAAAUUGAUUCGUGCAAUAGUGCGAUCACCCAGCAAAACUAUCCCACUAAAUGAGUGCCGUGUGAUUACCGGAAAUUCACGUUUCCUUCGACAAAUGGAUCACGAUGGAAUUGUGGUGAUUGACUUGCAGAAUAACGUAAAAGCCGAUUCGAAAAUUCUAUGGAACAUUUUUAACAAGAUAGUGAAUAAUGAGGAUUUCGAUGAUUUGUUGCAGAAUGUGCUUGAGCGAGUGGAGGAGGUGGAUAAAGAGCAACGAACUAGAGAAUUGAUUUGGAGUCGGAAAAAUGAUCAAACUGUUCGAUGGGGCCCUGAGAAAAAAACUGGGUGGUUUUUUUGA